This is a messenger RNA of Liolophura sinensis, 5004 nucleotides long. RefSeq names its product regulator of G-protein signaling 22-like. Gene Ontology annotation, molecular function: G-protein alpha-subunit binding. The transcript is spliced from 28 exons. The record is from RefSeq and is a predicted model, not a curated record. Bases 118 to 4137 code for a protein of 1339 amino acids. NCBI's taxonomy places the organism in Eukaryota, Metazoa, Mollusca, Polyplacophora, Chitonida, Chitonidae. Gene Ontology annotation, cellular component: nucleus; cytoplasm. Gene Ontology annotation, biological process: regulation of signal transduction.
GAACGACAGGCACCGGGUGACGGGGACCUCUUGUGACAGGACAUGGCACUACUUAGAUUUAUGUGACCUAUACCAUCAAGGAGACCCUCGAAAGGGACAUUUAGUAAACGGCGAAACAUGAAAGGUCUGGAAAUCAGUGGAGAGAACCUGGAGGAUUUACUGGCCUAUGAUGACCUUUUCCUGGAUUACUUCAAUGCCUUCUUGGCACUACCUGUAUUCCCCCAGGCUCUGGCUUACAACCGGCUUACAGGUGGGUUUGAUGAGGUCCAGGGGCUGGGCACUGCCAUGACGGGGUCUGGCACAGUGACCCCACCCUAUGGGAUCACAGAUGAGGAGAGAGAGAGGAUGUUAGACUGGGCAAAGGAGGAGAGGUUACCUCUGUUUUUACGGACACAGCUGUUCCGUGAGUUCAAACUGGCAAAGUUAUUGUUGCGUCCACUGGAGGAUCGGACAUCUGCGAGUCAUCGGGGGUCGAGCCAAACGGUGCGGGGGUACAGCCGUCAGACAGAAAGCUAUGUGUCCAGUUUGAGUAACAGUGCAGGCAACAGUGCUAAUGAGGUGGCUGAGCAUGGAUCAGAAUUCACGUGGUCAGAAUUCCCUCACUCAGCAUUCCACCCUCUGGAACGUCCCAGUAGCCGGGCGCUCAGUUUGCCUGCACAUGCGCACUUCAACAAGACAGUUCCACCUAUAAAGUUAUCGUCACAGUCGCAAAGGGGAAUAACUGAGAUGGCUGUUAACCCUCCCAUGGGAGAUGGACAGAAAAUGUCCUGCGAAAAUAGUCUGCCUGUAACAGCUGAAGAACAACAGUCAUUGGGGAAGCGUGAAGAAGCUGUCGUCUCCUUUUAUCAAAGUGAAGCCCCAGAUGAUGACAUAGAGCAGAAACGCUCCAAGACGCCUCAGACCUGUUACAGACACAAUCCAUUCUACAGAGACUUGAGUCGGGCGGUGUCGGCUCCCACAAACUACCGUGAAUACUUGAAGUUCCCAUCGUACAGCGACUUUGACGUGCUGUUUGGCCUAGAGGAGCCUGAACCAACAGGCCAGCAUUAUGUGCUGUUCCAGGAUGAGGGUAUCAGUGAGGAACAGACAGAGACAGACAUGAAGAAUCUAGAAGGCAGGCUCAAGAUGUCAUUCCAGCAGAUGAAAGAACAAGUUCUAGGCACUUAUGAAGGAAUGGAAGAUCUGAAGGAGUUUCUGUCUGACACAGCCGGGAUUCAUCUGCUCAACUUCUGGCUGGAUUGUGAAGACUUCAAGGACACGAUGGAGGACUUUGAUGAGAUGGCCAAUGUGGAGACCAGGAACAGGCUGUUCAGAGAUAUCCAGGACAAAUACAAAAUGAGCUUAACAAAGGAGGCUAAGGAUCACCUGCUGAAGGCAGCCAGUAAUGUGGGCCUGAGUCAUACCGUAUUUAUCCACACCCAGUAUGAUGUGCUGAGACGCCUGAGGGCAUAUUGGGUGCUCAGAUUUCUGAUACACCUCGAGAGGAAGAACACUGACAUCAGUUCUUGGUCUGACCGACAUAGCAGUGUCAGACAGCCAGCAGUGUUUGGUCGUCAGACAUCCACGAUGUCCAUCUUCCCAUCCAUCUCACUCGUUAACUCAUUGCCUGUCCAAGCCGAUGUACUGAAGGCCCUCACAAAACUCAACAGCUGGGAGGUGGUCAGUAAAGGAGGCUCUCAGUUCCAUGACAGGGUCAAGUCAGCCAAGAGCAAGCUACAGGCAAGACAACAUACACAAUCUAGACCUUUACGAGAUGGGUUAAUCUUGGCGCUGACUGCAGACAAGUCAGCUGGUGGACCCUUCCAUAGAUUCCUCACCAGACAAGGUAAUACCCUGAAUUUGUCCAUGUUAUUAUUUUGGCAAGAUGUGACAGACUAUGGUGCUGCUGAGGACCGCUCUGCAGACAGAUUACUACGUCUUAACUAUGCCUGGACUAUUUUCAGGAAGUACAUGACAGAAGACAGCGAUACUAAUAUAGGUUUGUCCAGUAUGGAAUGUGACUGCCUAGCUAAGAAGCUAACUGAGGCCAAGGACUUUAUUGAGGCCUCGGUGUUUCACUCUGCUAAGGCUGUUGUUGUGGAUCAUCUGGAGAAAGCCUGGCUCAGGUUUCUUAAAGAAGAUCUCAAGACAUUCCUAGAUUGCAGGUUUGGGUGUGAUGAGGACACAGUGCCACCCAGCACCGCAUCUGUGGUGGAGAUCACUGAGACAGAGGAUAACCAGAUUCUUAUCACCAGGCCACGUCCCUGGGUCCGAAGACGAAAGGGAUCACGGUACCCUGGUUCCACAGAAACAGAGCGCGCCCGCCGUCUACGCUCUGCCCUGUCAUUGGCUGAAAGUAUUGAUGAGGAGCGCCGUGCUGAGAGAAAACGCCUGGCAAAGGAGCGCCGUAAGGAGAUGGAGCGAGAGAGGAGAAAAGCAAUCAGAGCAGCACGAAUGAGGCAGAGGGCUGCGAAAGAGAAGAAAUCUUCUCCAUCAGAGCGUGAUGAGCAGACGGGGUCGGCAGAGGGGGACCUCCCUGACGGACAAGAUGGAGAACCUAAACCUGUCAACUUUGCGGAUAUGACUUCACAUAAAGCGCUGAUCACACUGUUUAAGAAGUACCUUCAGGAUAAAGAGAACAAGGAAACCCUGAACAGCACUGGCCUCUACAUGGACAUCCAGACUUACACAAGUAUGGGAGGUGGCAAGGACCAUAAGCAGAAGAAGGAAACACAAGCUGCUCUGAUACAAAAAACUUACCUGGACCAGAAUGGCAAGAAACACACACCUCUACCCGAGAAGAUCACACAUAAGCUAGCGGCAGAUAAAGACCGUCCCCGCACCCCAGUGCUGAAGGAGAUACAGGUUCAUGUCCUCCCCACAGUGGAUGAGGCUUUCAAGGCAUUUGUAGAGGUACAGGCUGAGAGCAUGGGACUGGAGCCUCAGUCACUGAGCAGUAUGUCAAGAUCAGAGAUGGCAAUGAGGCUAGAGUCAGACUCGUCACUUAUGGCAGGAUGGAACAAGAAGAAAGGAAAAUCUGGGAAGGGUAAGCUGUUAGAUGAGCAAUACCCAGACUCUUUGCUCGGGCUGGAGGAGGAGGACUCCCAAGAGACUCCGCCCCUGGAAGAGAAGAUCCAAUCAGAGCAGACCGACUCUUCCCUUGGCAGCAAGCGGAGAGUUCGGUUCAAGUCACAAGUCUCUCAUCCGCGAGACGUCGAGGCCCGGUCCGUUGUAAAACCAAGAGCUAAGGAGCGUAUCAGAGCUGCUCUUAAGAGGAUGGAGCACUACAGUGAGAAGUCGGCCAUGUCUGCCAUGGUCAGCUCUAAACGCCGCCAAAAGAAGCAAACAGGGCGUGGUCAGCCCACUAAGGAGGAUAAGGUAGGCUUUCUGAUGGCCCUGAACCAGUCGGUGCUGGGGCAUAUCUCCAUCCAGCUCCUUUACUUCUACAAGUACCUGGUCAAGCACGGCGAGGAAGACGGAUUCCCACUCAUAGACAAGGACCUCAUCUUCUACCUCGAAGUCCAAAAGUUCAAGGAAUGCAGCCACAUAUUUGCCGAUGAGGAGAUGUUAAAGCGUAAAGUGCAGUGCAUUGUGGAGUGUUUUCUGGAGUCCAUUACUCCCCCCAAUGUACAGAUCGGCAUAUCUGCGGAACUACAGCAGAAGACCCUGAAGGCUGCCCAGAGGUACUUGAGCGGUAAAGAUGUCACUUCCACCAUCUUUGAUGAAGCACAGUUUGCCGUGUUCAAGGACCUGUUGUAUUACUGGGCAGGGUUCAGGCGCUCAUACCAGCCCCCUGCAGAUCCCACCCGGGUGCCCACCACUAAACUACAGAAGAUUCUGAGAAAACGUCUGGAUGCCAUAGACAACUACCAGGUGCCAGGGACAGGAUUUGUGCUGCCAGAGAUCCCGGGGGCAUCCGUGGCCACCUACUCCUUCACACUACACGAGGGCGUUAAGUGUCGGGAUGGAGGCCUUGAAGAGUUCUCUUCAGAAACACCUGUAGGUGAAAAAGGGGGUGCAACCAGUCGACAGGGACGGCUCAGUGCAGCCACAAACAUGGAUGGUUAUCGUAAACGGUCAAGGGGAGGUCACCUAGCAACGCCCAGUACAGCAGCAUCAUCGGCUGGAUUUCCACGCAGCCCGUUGGCUGUGAGAUAAUCUUAACGCAGAAUUUUACAAUGUGCUUGCUGCAGUCGAACUAUGUGAAAAUUUCUGUUGUGAAUUUAGUUUUUUCCAUAUUAAACAUCCAUUGUGAUGCAGAUAAAUUUGUAGUGUUUCAUUUCGGAAGUGUGUUGUACAUAAUGAAAUAUGAUACUGGAAUGUCACUGUGGGAAUCUCAUGUUGCUGACUUGUACAUAACUGCGCCAGUAGCUUGAAAGUAAACUAAGGAUAUUAAUAUUUAUUUUAACAAAUUAUACAUAUAGUUCAAUUUUUUCAUACAUUAUAGGGAUAAAUUCAUUUGAAAUUUCAUCAUGUUGAACUUUGAUCCUUUAAGAUAGUUGUCAUUGAGUUUCGGCUGUGAGGUGACUUUUAAAUUAUAGAUAUUCCUUUGAAAUAGAAUUAAGGUGUUGCAUUGUUGUGUAUGUAAGAGGAAUACAGGGUACUUAAUCCUACAUUGUGUUAAACAAGUUAAUGAAUGGCAUGCAUCGUGAUGUAUAUGUAGCGGAACAUAUGAGGUUAGCUAGGCUGAAUAUAAAUGAAGUGAUAGCUUCAGUUAUGAAAGAUUAGGUUUGAAUGUUUCAUAUAAACAUGGGCAUGUAAGAAAAGAUACAUGUAAUUAUUGCAACAAGGAGUUGUGAUAUAUUUUACUGUUUAGUUUUAUUUUAUUUUACAUAUGUGUAUUUCCUUAUUUUGCCAAACAAUGAAUAUUAUAUUAUGGGUAAACUGACUACAUGUAUGUAAAUUGUUUAACCGUUUGCCAAAUUAUUACAUUUGACUUGAUGGAGUAAGUUUAACUGGAACUAUAUUUCAAAGAGAUGGAGGAAUUGGGGAAAAAAAUGUCAAGGGCUUUCCCAUCUUCUGGAU